Messenger RNA from Prunus armeniaca (apricot), 720 nucleotides. Lineage: Eukaryota; Viridiplantae; Streptophyta; Magnoliopsida; Rosales; Rosaceae. The record is from the annotation of a GenBank genome assembly.
AUGAGGCUCUUCUUCGAGAAGGUUCAGAGUCUGGAGAGCGAACAACAACGCAACCACCAACCCCUCUGGGCAAAGCCACGACCUGGGACCUUUACCGAACGCAUCCUUAAUUACCACCAGGAGAAGGACAUCCAGCCACUCCGCAUCGCCUUCUACACUGGCACGGAGGAUCCUCUCACCCACAUACAUUCUUUCCAGUCUGCCCUAGGAUGCAAGGGCCUCACUGACGAGGGCAUGUGCCUUCUCUUCCCUUCCACUCUCAGUGGCACGGCCCUAAAUUGGUUCUACAGGCUGAACCCCCGCACCAUCACCUCAUUUGACAGUCUGAAGCAGGCCAACCAUUUCAUGAUCCAGACUGACCGCUUGUACUCUGCCGACGACCUAUACAUGCUUAGGCAGGGUAAGGAUGAGCCACUCCGGGAGUAUGCAGCAUGGUUCAGCCAUGAAUACUCCCGCUGCCCAGAGACUGACGACUGCGCUGCCUUCGGCGCCUUCAAAAGUGGCCUCCACGAGUCCAAUUUCCGGUACCUAGUCCACAACAACCCUUGGAACACAUAUGCUGAGCUGAUGAAGCAGGCAGCAAUUCACGCCAAGGUUGAGUACUUCAACUCCAAGCGUAAACCAGCCACCCCAAUGCGUAAUCCUUUUGCUGAUCCUCCACCUGCUUCAGUACCCACCCUAGCCCCACCUCAACAUUCUACUCCCGCCCCAAGUACCUAG